CCACCUUUUUUGGCCUCCACGGCGGCAACCCCGGCCCCUGCUAACGUCCUCCGCCUGUGGGACUGAGCGGGGAAGCUCACGGUAGUGGCGGCCAAGGAGAGGGGCCGGCCUUGCCAGGAAUAAAGAGGGAGGGGAGGGGAAAAAGCCAGCUCGCCCACCCCGCUCCCGGGCGGAGGGCGGGGGCAGCGCGUCCCGCGGGCCGAGCGCGUCUCGGGCUGAGCGCAUCUCUCCGGAGCGGCGCGGGAAGGAUGCUGGUCGGCAGGGGCGCGCGCGCGGGGCGCGGGAUGCCGCGGGGCUGGACCGCGCUCUGCCUGCUCAGUCUGCUGCCCUCUGGGUUCACAACUAUGGAAAACAUAACUUCUAUUACCACAAAUUCAACCUCCCAAGAAUUAACUUCAGCUGUUUCUGCAAAUGUAUCCAACCAGGAAACCACCACACAAAGUCUUCUUGGAAGUACCACCCUGCUCUCUGUCUCUCGGGACACCAGUGGGACCACAACAGCCAUCUCAGAGACUACAGUCAACAUCACAUCUACCUCUGAGAUCAUCCCAGUGUCUGGGACCAUGAACUCUACCAUCCAGUCACAGACCUCUUUAGCUAUCACAGUAACUUCUAUCCCCACCAACUUUUCAACUUCAGCUAUGACCUUGCAGUCCAGACUCCCACCUGGAAAUGUUUCGGAUCCUCCAUACAAUAGCACCAGCCUUGUGACAUCCCCCACUGAAUACUAUACAUCCUUUUCUCUUACCCUAAGUAUCAUCAAGGGAGAAAUCAAAUGUUCCCAAGUCAAGGAAGUGAAAUUGACCCAAGGUAUCUGCCUAGAGCUAAAUGAGACCUCCAGCUGUGAGGACUUCAAGAAGGACUAUGAAGAGAAACUGACCCAAGUGCUAUGUGAGAAGGAGCAGGCUGAGGCUGGGGCCGGGGUGUGCUCCUUGCUCCUGGCCCAGUCUGAGGUGAGCCCUCACUGCCUGCUGCUGGUCUUGGCCAACAGAAUAGAACGUUCCAGUAAGUUCCAGCUUCUGCAGAAGCACCAGACUGACCUGGAAAAGCUGGGGAUCCGUGGCUUCACCGAACAAGAUGUUGGGAGCCACCAGAGCUAUUCCCGCAAGACCCUGAUUGCACUGGUCACCUCAGGGAUCCUGCUGGCUAUCUUGGGAACCACUGGCUAUUUCCUGAUGAACCGCCGUAGCUGGAGCCCCGCAGGAGAAAGGCUGGGCGAAGACCCUUAUUACACGGAGAACGGUGGAGGCCAGGGCUAUAGCUCAGGCCCUGGGUCCUCCCCUGAGUCUCAGGGAAAGGCCAGUGUGAACCGAGGGGCUCAGGAGAACGGGACCGGCCAGGCCACAUCCAGAAACGGCCAUUCAGCAAGACAACACAUGGUGGCUGACACGGAAUUGUGACUCGGCUGGGUGGGGUGAGGCUGGGCAGGGUCUGGGGAAGGAGCCCCUCCCUGCACCUGACAACAGGCUGCCUCGAUGCUGGAGCUACCAUCCCUUACAUUCUACCCUUUCCUGUCGCACACACCCUUGGAGGCCAUUCCUGGGGCCCUGCACUGCACCAAGCUGAGGGGUUCUUUCCCCCUGGGGGACCGGGAGGUGACGCCUGCCUUUUCCACGUUCAGCUCGCUAAGCCUAAAAUUUGGUCUACUUUGAGCAAAGGUGUGAGGGGGAAAUUCCAAAGUGCAGAGAAGCUCCCAGGGUUGGGGGGAGGAGGGGACGAUCUUGCAUUGUUCACACAUGAGCUUCCCUCUCCCUCCUCUCUGCCUUAUUGAAAGAACCCACAGGGGAAGCAUGGGCUUUUCUGGGCUACAGUUUCCUCCCAGGAGGCUUUGCCUUUUCCUGUUUCUUCCUCAUGUCUGUCUUCUCCAAUUUAGGGAAACCAGAGCAACCCAGUGUACCCAGUCCUUUGUAAUGAUAUAACCAACAAGACUCGUUGUCUUAAACUGUCUCCCUUAUGCCCACGCCAAGUCAACUGUGGAUUCAGGCACUGGCUUCCCUCCUGCUCUCCAGGCUCCCCUGAGCUCCAAACCUUCUACUCCCACAUCUACGUACAGAAGCCUGCACUGUUUUCCGGCUGAGCCUGGAAGGAGGCUCCAAGUUUUGAACAAUGUCUUGUGUCUGUUUGGGAAGACAGAGUAGGGGUGCAUGGACACGUGCAUUCCUACCUUUGGGGACAAAUGAGGGAAAGGGAAUGGCUCAGUCCUUGUCUCUCUGGGGCUCACAGAGUCUCAUCCUGGGCCUCGGUUUCCCCCUGUGGGUCCGAGUGAACGGGAACAUGGGACCAGAUCUUUGAGCCAAGCCUCUUGACCUGUGCAUCUCUGAGGAAGUCCCUUGUUUGGAGGCUGGGUCCUGGCCUUAUCCUCUGAUCUGGAUGGCUUCCUCCUUCCUCCCCCUGACUCCUGGGCUGGGCUGUGGACUCAGUCUCCCAGCAGAAUCCUUUCUGUCUCUGCUUCCCCCACCCGAGACCCUCACUGCUCUGCACCCCCAUGUAGUCAGGUCCCCUCGACAACUCCAGAGGACCUUCAUCACAAGCCGCCGCCUCUGUAGGUAGCCCGGGUUCUUAUUUGCAUUUUUGUUUUUUUUCCAGAGGGGUGAGCAGGGAUCCUGGUUUCAAUGACGGUUGGAAAUAGAACUUUCCAGAGAUAGGAAGACUGGGUGGAUUUUAUUUCAGAAUACAAAAUGGUGUGUGUAAAUACUGUAAUUAAAGUGAUACUGAGACACAUC
Messenger RNA from Lontra canadensis (Northern American river otter), 2723 nucleotides. It is a transcript of the gene CD34, whose product is annotated as CD34 molecule. Gene Ontology annotation, biological process: cell-matrix adhesion. The record is from RefSeq and is a predicted model, not a curated record. Lineage: Eukaryota; Metazoa; Chordata; Mammalia; Carnivora; Mustelidae. The transcript is spliced from 8 exons. Gene Ontology annotation, cellular component: membrane. Bases 249 to 1400 code for a protein of 383 amino acids.